GCUUCUUAAAAUGUCAGGUUUUUGUUACGAAAAGAAAACGAGUCCAUGAUAAAUCGCUUUAAAACAUUUUCACAUGUAAUGUUGCGGAUAAAUUUAUCGUUAUGACAACAUAAUGCAGUGUAAUUAUAUUUUAAAAGGUGAAGGUUUUAGAGAAUUAACUUAGACAUUGACCUGAAGCCAUUUUGUAAUAAAUCCUUGUUAAGAUGGACAUUUAUUUCAUUUUUCCAACAUUCGGACGGAUGAUAAUCUAUGAUUUUUGUUUUCAGGAAACCAAAAGCAGAAAGACCUUAAGAAUACAGACCUUACACACAUUAUCAAAUAUUGCAUCAUUUAGUACAACUCUAAUACAGAUCAGCUGAAAAGUAAAUAAAUCAGUUGGAAAGCUUUAGCUUAGCUGCAGUAGCCUAGUUUUAUAAACUUUAAACUUUAUUAAUUUAAGCAUCUGGGCGUCUUUCAUCCAGCAUUUAGACUUGCAACAAUAAUCCAAGUCUAUUUCAUGAGGCGAUUUACAAUUGAUGUUUGUUCUGAACUUUAGCUUGGCCAUGACAAAAUAUCAUCGCAAUAUCAGUACGUGCAAAAUCAAAAUUAGUGGUGCACCGAUAAUUUUGGUGCACCGAUAAACGGAAGAAAUCAACCCUGAUUUCUUGCGUUUUGGUUUGAUCAGCAAUCGGCCGAUGCGUACAUAAAUCCACCGAUCUUAUCUAUCCCCGCAAAAGUCUGAAAAUUAUGUUUGUAGGUGCAAUAGGUCAUCCUAUUGCUGCCAACUUGGUGUCUUUGUUGCUGUAUUUAGUGACUUUAGAAACAAAAAUAAACAAAAGUCAUUCAUUUAAAAAAAUUGUUGGCCAGUGAUCGGCCAAAAAACUGCAGUCGGUGCACUCCUAAUUCAAAUAACAAAGAUCAGCCUUGGACAAUAUUUGCUCUGGGUGUUCUUGAUGUAUUUGACCAGCAGGAUGGACUCUGCUCUUAAUGUUUACACCUGAUAUAUAGUUUCAGUGGCUGAGCUGCCCAUGGAGGACGGGAAAAUAAAAUUUCGGGUAAUAAUUUAUAUUGCUGGAAUUUUCAGCAAGAGUAUCACAAUUAUACAUUUUCCUCCUAUUGUGCAGACCUAGUGUUUACUCAAGUAGAGUGGAUGAUGAAAUUUAACAUACCACAUUUUAGUUUAAGGUUUUCAUAAUUAUUAAACUGUAUUUUGCAACAAAAAAAAUCCAUUCCAACUGAUUUUUUUUGUUCCUUUAGUUGACUUGUACAGAAUAAAUGUUACAUUAAUGUUGGAAAAAGUUUAGAUGAUUUCUCAUUGUUUCAGUGCUAUACUAAUUCUUUCUUUAUGGAGCUACUGUAUUCUACUUUUUAAGCAGUGGGAGGAAGUAUAUGCUCUGUUGGUUGUACAAGUGUUAAGAAGAAAGCAAACCUUUUCAGUGUGACUGCUUACCUCUGAAUGUCAAUGUAAAUUUCUGCUGUGCAGUGAAAGCUCCUUGGCUGUAAACACACCACCAAGAAGUCAUUCGGAUCACAGCUAAUAAUAAAAAAAAUAUUUUUGAUUAUCAGCAUUUUACUCAUUAAUGUAAAGGGAACACCAGCUUCCAGCUCAUUCAGCUCAUCACUUCAGUAAACCCCUCAUGGGAUCGGCCGGCAUUGAAAGUUGUGAAAUAAUCAAACAUGUUGCAUAGCAUGACUGUGCAAAGUGCAACUUCAGGUGAAACGGUGAAAUAAAAAGCAUAAAACCGAUGGAGCAGGAGAACCACAAACACUGUAAACCAAAAUAAGUUGGGGUUUUUUUCGUAGGAAAAAGGCUUUUUUCAUAAACAUUAAGUAUGUUAAGACAAACCUCACUUCUGUUUAGAAUUAGCUUUGCACAUUCAAUGUGUAUUAUUGUGCCGUUAUCAAUAUAUUACUUGAAAAUGGUCAACAUUAUCAUUUCUCCCAAUAAUUACUGGGAAAAUUUAUUGUCCAGCAAAAUAUAUGAUCAUUUCAGGUUUAGCUAAAAACAGUCUUAAGAUUAAAUAACAGUAUCCACAGAUCUGAAAAGCUGUGUGCGUUCUUGACCAGCGUCAGUAGUUUCCAAGGUAUCUUGUGCUGCUAUUUCUUUGUUUUUUUUUCUUUUGUGAAAAUAUAAUAGUUCUUGGAGGGAAUUGUUCACAGUUAUAAUUGCAUGCCAUUUGUAAGCUUCCUUGUCACUGUUCAGUUCUGAAUGGUGGUGAUUCAGAAUUAUGUCCUCAUUCAUUUGUUAUUCAUGAGCAGAACUAGAGUUUAACCAUAAAUAAACUCUCUACAUAAAUGUAUAUUCUAAACAUUUGCUCACACUGUAAAAUUAAGUCCUAGCAGCUUACAGUGUGUAAAUUAACCCGACUAAUAAAUGUUGGUAGGUUUCAGUGUACGUAGUUACGUGGCAGUUAUGACGUAGUUCAUAGUUUGUUAGUUGAUGGAAAGUUUAAGGAAGUGUUCCUUUGAUUACAGAUCCGCCAUUUUGCAUAUGAUUAAUCUAUCCUAAGUAAACGGACACAUAACACAAGCUUUUAAGUUUGUCUUGCUAAUCGAAAUGCAUCCGAGGAAGAAACAUGUCCUGCUCAUCUUGCUGCUUCUGUUGUCCAGCAAGGCGGAGGAGCUGGAUCCGGUUAGCAUCACUAUAGCAGUGGGAAUGGCUGUUGGCGCUGCUGGUGUCACAGGAAUUUUAUCGACUAGCAUUUUCUACUACUUCAAAGAGAGCUGCUCACCCGUUUGGAUAUCCUUCAAUAGUACAAGGCUCGAGACGGACCUGGACAACAAGCUGUUCGGACAGCACAUUGCGUCCAGCAUCAUCUUAAAAGCUGUGAACGGCUUCAUGAGCAACACGAACCCAAAGAAGCCCCUGGUGCUCUCUUUCCACGGGUGGACCGGCACCGGGAAGAACUUAGUGAGCCAGUUCAUCGCCGAAAGCAUUUACAGCAAAGGAAUGAAAAGUGACUUUGUCCACUUGUUCACAUCCACUUUUCACUUCCCACAUAAACAUAUGAUUGAUACCUACAAGUCUCAGUUGCAGCAGUGGGUCAGAGACAGUGUGACCAACUGUGAGCGCUCCAUGUUCAUCUUUGACGAGAUGGACAAGAUGCAUCCAGGCUUGAUUGACAGCAUUAAGCAGUACCUGGAAUACUAUGACAAUCUGGAUGGGGUUUCUUAUGGGAAGUCCAUCUUCAUCUUCCUCAGCAACGCAGGAGGAGACAACAUCACUAAGACGGCUCUAGAAUUCUGGAAGGCGGGAAAAGGUAGAGAAGAGAUCACGCUCAAAGACCUGGAAAAAACACUCUCACUGUCUGUGUUCAAUGACCAAAAUGGGGGCUUCUUUCACACAAGUUUGAUCGACAAGAACCUUGUGGAUUUUUUUGUUCCUUUCCUGCCUGUGGAGGAAAUACACAUAGUCCAGUGCGCCAUGGCCGAGAUGAAAGCCAGAAACCUCAGACCAAACCGCGACGUGGCGAACAAGGUGGCCAGAGAUAUGAUCUAUUUCCCUAAAGAUGAAAGAGUGUUCUCUUCCACAGGUUGUAAGACGGUACAGCACAAACUAAACUUCUACAGAUAGAUGUGCGCAUCUAAAACAUGAGAAUGAGACACUAUGUGAUGUGACAGAUGUGAACGAACAACAGGAAGUAGCUGCCUUGCAUCUUUGUUUUCAUUGGAAGGAACUUUGCACUUAAGCAGCUCUUUAUUUACCUCAAUAAAUGACCAGAGCUGUUAAAUCUCAUGGCACACUGCUAAAAAUUGCACAAGUGAAAUUAAAUGUCAUAAGAUUUGUUUUUAAGAAACUCAGGAUUGUCAUCUCAUCAUCAACUCUGAUUGUCUAAAUGGAAACAGUCUUUGUGUUGAUGCUUCCCAAUCAAAGCACUACAUUAUGUGAAAUAUAUAAGGUGAUUCUCAAAAGCAGGUUUUUGUUAUGAAACAAAAUCAAGACCAUGAUUUUAAAGCACUUUAAAGACUUUUUCACUUCUUCUUAUGAACAUGUACAAAGCAGAACACAUUGUAAUCAUAUUUUAGAGGGUAAAUAUGGGAAUGCAUUAAGUUAGACUUUGACCUGAAACUUCUGUAAUAAAACAUUGUUAAUAUGGAAAUUCAUUGAAUUUUUCAGCACAUAUCACACUUUUUCCUAAGGUCAUGCAGCCCUAGUAGAGAAGUAAAUAAAUCACUGAAAUUCC
Messenger RNA from Xiphophorus couchianus (Monterrey platyfish), 4163 nucleotides. Its product is annotated as torsin-1A-like. Gene Ontology annotation, cellular component: endoplasmic reticulum lumen; endoplasmic reticulum; nuclear envelope. NCBI's taxonomy places the organism in Eukaryota, Metazoa, Chordata, Actinopteri, Cyprinodontiformes, Poeciliidae. Gene Ontology annotation, biological process: nuclear membrane organization; protein localization to nucleus. The record is from RefSeq and is a predicted model, not a curated record. Gene Ontology annotation, molecular function: kinesin binding; ATP hydrolysis activity; ATP binding. The transcript is spliced from 7 exons. The coding region runs from base 2537 to 3553 and encodes 338 amino acids.